GCCUGCGGAUGGCGGGUGCCAUGGUGAUGCGUGCCGGGCCUGCGGUGGCCAUGGCGGCCAAACCUGGCUCUCCAGUCAAGGCCGGCGCCGCGUUCCUUCUCUUGGUCCUCGGCGAAGUCUCGUGGGCCCAGAUCUUCUCCUUCCCUUUCCGGCGGCCUGAGUCGUGCGGCCUCCAUCAGUACUUCGACAUCUCUGCGCUCUCCUGCGAGCCCUGUGGCGCCAACCAGAGGCGGGACGCCCUAGGAACUUCCUGUGUGUGUCUGCCAGGAUAUCACAUGAUCUCUAACAAUGGAGGGCCGUCCAUCAUUUGUAAAAAGUGUCCAGAAAACAUGAAAGGUGUUACCAAAGAUGGCUGGGACUGUAUUUCUUGCCCUGGUAGCUUAACAGCUGAAGGAAAAUGCCACUGUCCCACUGGUCAUAUAUUAGUGGAAAGAAAUGUUAAUGGAUCUCUGUUAUCCCAAGCCACUUGCGAACUCUGUGAUGGAAAUGAAAACUCGUUCACAAAAGCCAAUGCUUUAGGAACCAGGUGUGUCCGCUGUGAACCAACAUUUGUGAAUACCAGCAAGUCUUGUACAUGCUCAGAACCUCACAUUUUGACAGGUGGGCUGUGUUUCAGCAAAACAGUGAAUUUCCAUCAGCGUGUAAUUUCCACGGCACGCUAUGGAGAGCUUGGUAUGUCAUUAAACUCAGAAUGGUUUGCCAGGCACUUGCAGGCGGCAGCAGAUGCAUGCUGGGUUCAUGCUAACCUGACAUCUUGCCAGGCUCUUGGAAAUAUAUGUGUGAUGAACAUGAACUCCUAUGACUCUACCACCUUUGAUGCGUGCCGCCUGUUCCAUUACAUCUUUGAAAGCACUGCAGGACUGAGCAGCAUUCAUUCUGUCCCAUUCUGGAGGCAGAACCUUCCUUGGUUGUUCUAUGGAGACCAGCCAGGAUUGGCCCCGCAAGUUCUCAGUACCACCCCUCUUCCUACAAACUUCAGUUUUAAAGGACAACACCAGCUGAAGUUUGUUGCUGCUUCCUAUGACAUAAGAGGAAAUUUUAUCAAAUGGCAAAGUUUAGAAGGUGGUGUUUUACAGCUUUGUCCAAACACAGAGACAAGACUGGAUGCAGCUUAUUCUUUCGGAACAACCUACCAGCAAAACUGUGAAAUCUCUCUCUCUAAAAUCCUGGCUGACUUUCCCAGUCCUAUAUUUUAUGAUGUCUAUCUAGAGUACACAGACAAAGACGAGCACCGUUAUGUGUGGGCUGUCCCCGUGUUAAACCUAAAUCUCCAGCACAAUAAGAUGUUUGUGAACCAAGACAGCAGCUCCAGCAAGUGGCUUCUUACUCGGCGCAUCUUCUUAGUGGAUGCAGUCAGUGGACGAGAAAAUGACCUCGGAAGUCAGCCAAGAGUAGUUCGAAUUGCUACCCAGAUAUCACUGAGCAUACGCCUUGUACCCAACACAAAGAAUGGAAACAUAUAUACUCCCUUACUGACCAUUGCCUACAGUGACGUUGACAUGAGAAACGCUAACAGCCAGUUUGUGAAGAUUUCCUUCUCGGUCAAAUACGAGAUGAAUCAAGGAGACGCAUUUGUCCAGACAGAUAUUGCACUGGGUGUGUUGGGUGGGCUGGCUGUGUUGUCAUCUCUUUUGAAGACAGCAGGGUGGAAAAGGCGCAUUGGGAGUCCCAUGAUUGAUUUACAGACAGUUAUGAAAUUCUUGGUGUACUAUGCUGGUGAUCUGGCCAAUGUGUUCUUUAUCAUCACAGUGGGAACUGGUCUCUAUUGGCUUAUUUUCUUCAAAGCACAGAAGUCUGUCUCUGUUUUGCUGCCGAUGCCAGCUCAGGAAGAACGUUUUGUUACCUAUGUGGGGUGUGCCUUUGCUAUGAAGGCUCUACAAUUUUUGCACAAGCUCAUCUCCCAGAUUACCAUAGAUAUAUUCUUUAUUGAUUGGGAGCGGCCCAAAGGAAAAGUUCUCAAAGCUGUCGAAGGUGAGGGCGGUGUCCGGAGUGCCACUGUUCCUGUGAGCAUCUGGAGGACAUACUUUGUAGCAAAUGAAUGGAAUGAGAUUCAGACCGUGAGGAAAACCAAUCCUCUCUUCCAAGUGCUCAGCACACUCUUCUUUUUGGAGGUUGUGGGAUUCAAAAACUUAGCGUUGAUGGAUUCGUCUUCCAGCCUUUCUAGAAACCCGUCUGACUACGUGGCACCUUACAGCCGCAUUUUGAGAUAUGCUGUGGCCUCUGCUAUCUGGCUGGUGAUCGGGAUAAUACAGGUUUUCUUCUUUGGGGCCUUUUAUGAGCGAUUUGUAGAAGACAAAAUCCGGCAGUUCGUCGACCUGUGCUCCAUGAGCAAUGUGUCCGUGUUUCUGCUGUCGCACCGGUGUUUCGGGUAUUACAUCCACGGGAGAUCAGUGCACGGACACGCAGACACGAACAUGGAGGAGAUGAACAUGAACCUCAAAAGAGAAGCGGAAAAUUUGUGCAGCCAAAGAGGUUUGGUACCCAACACGGACGGGCAGACUUUCCAGAUUGCAGUUUCUGAUCAGAUGAGACAGCACUAUGACAGAAUCCAUGAAACACUAACAAGGAGAAAUGGCCCCGCCAGGUUACUGAGUUCAUCAGCAAGCACUUUCGAACAAAGUGUAAAAGCGUACCACGCAAUGAAUAAGUUCCUUGGCUCUUUCAUUGAUCACGUUCAUAAGGAAAUGGAUUACUUUAUAAAAGAUAAGCUGCUUCUGGAGCGGGUCCUGGGGAUGGAGUUCAUGGAACCCAUGGAGAGGAGCAUCUUCUACAACGACGAAGGCCAUUCUUUCAGCAGCGUGCUGUAUUAUGGAAACGAGGCCACGCUCCUUAUCUUUGAUCUGUUGUUCUUCUGUGUUGUGGACUUGGCUUGCCAGAAUUUUGUUUUAGCGUCCUUCCUCACGUACCUGCAGCAAGAGAUUUUUCGAUUUAUCCGCAAUAUAGUAGGACAAAAGAAUUUGGCAACCAAAACGCUAGUGGAUGAGAGAUUUCUUAUCUGACCUGUGCCUACAGAACUUACGGACUGGGUAUAAUUGUGGCACGAGCCAUGAUGUCAGUUAUACUUUUUAAAACUUGUAAGCCGGGCGGUGGUGGCGCCUUUAAUCCCAGCACUCGGGAGGCAGAGGCAGGCGGAUCUCUGUGAGUUCGAGGCCAGCCUGGUCUACAAAGGGAGUUCUAGGACAGGCUCCAAAGCUACGGAGAAACCCUGUCUCGAAAAACCAAAAAACUUGUAAUACAUAUUAUUCUUUCAUUUUUUUAUAUACAGAAAAACUUAUUUUUAUAGCUUGUAAAUAUGAAAUAUAGUAGAGAGUACUAUUUCCCCAUUAUGUAUUGUAUUUAAUUUACUAAGUAUUACAUUGGCACUGACCAUAGGACAGAUAAAGGGAAGGAAGGAGGAAAGAGAAGUGUGCGGCUUUCUGUGGUCGGACGUGAUGACAAGCUCGCCGCCGUCACUUGUUAUCAUCAGGACACUGGUCGGCCUACGUUUUCUCAGAGUGACAAAUCUAGUUGAUUCUAGGUUCAGAGCUAGUGUUUAGUGCAGUAUUUGCAUGUUUUACUUAUAUUUAUAAUAAAAUAAACAUUUAAAGAUACUUUCAAAUUUACUUAACAUUUCUGGCUUGUAUUAUUACUGCUGCAGUCACCCCUGUUUGUGGGUGGGCGGGUUUCUAUUGGACAGAAUGAUAUGGUGCAUUACAGCCUGGUACGAGCGUGCUCUCUCGUGUUAUUUACAUUUAUUGAUGCUGUAGGAAAUCCUACAGCCAGUAGUAGCCUUUAAGUUGUCCGCCCACUAGGGCGUGACCUCUUCUACUAUUUAUGCCCACGUAAAGGGUGCGUCCAGCCUCUCUUCUGGUGCGGGAUUCGGUUGCUGUUCUCCAUUCAAGCAGAGGAUAUUCAUUUGUGAGUCUACCCCUAAAUAAAUAACCAUCUAUUAUUCUCAGUUCUGAGCUAGUGUGGGAUUUCUUUUAAGCAUCCUUCUUCAUAUUUUAAACUGCGUGAUUUUUUUUCCCAAUGUAGAAUUUUUCACACAUUUUAAUAUUUUAAGAGUACUCUUCCAAAGUGCUGCUUUUCAGUUAUGAAUGAAUACUAUAAAUAACAGACUAUAAAUAUUCCUUGUUAUAUUGACCAGUUUAUUGAAGGCAAAUUUACGCUUCAUAAGUCAGUAGCUUAUUUUUUGGUUUUUUUGUUUUGUUUAGUUUUGUUUCAUUUUUGGAGACAGAGUUUCCUGUGUAACCCUGGAACUCACGCUGUAGACCAGGCU
Molecule: messenger RNA, 4258 nt
Organism: Microtus oregoni (creeping vole)
Lineage: Eukaryota; Metazoa; Chordata; Mammalia; Rodentia; Cricetidae
Gene: Tmem67
Product: transmembrane protein 67
Exons: 28
Coding region: 9-2999 (996 amino acids)
Biological process (GO): cilium assembly
Cellular component (GO): ciliary transition zone; MKS complex
Source: RefSeq, a predicted model, not a curated record